AUUAUGCCCACGAGGUCACAUUGUUGGGUUCUGGUUGGUUGGGAGAUACACAGUCUCCCAGUUUGUAUGUCCUUUAGCUAUGGACAGAUAUUGGAUUUUUUCCCUUGGGUCUUCCAUAUUUCUACUUUGCUCUUGUGGGCAGUUCCUCUCACUGCUCAGAGUGGGGAAAGCUGAGACUUCAGAAGAGGAUGACCAUAGUCUCCCCAACUCUCCCAAAAGAACAUCAGAAAGUGAGGAAGAGGCAAAUACAUUCCUGAAAGAGUAUGAAAAGACAGCUCUAAUUGUGUGGCAUGAUUAUGUGGAAGCUGCCUGGAAUUACAACACCAACAUCACUCUGUAUAAUCGUCAGCAAAUGCUGGAAAAGAACUUCCUGAUGGCUCAGCAUACAUUAUAUUAUGGCACAAAGGCUCUCCAAUUUAAUAUCACCAACUUCACUGACCCACUACUGAAGCGCAUCCUGUGGAAGCUGAGGGAAAUGGAGAGGGCCAUCCUUCCCCAGGAUGACCUUAUGGAGUACAAUCAACUUCUAACAAAUAUGGAGACAAUCUACAACAUGGGUGAUGUGUGCUCAGAAGAGGGACCUUGCAUGUUCCUGGAGCCUGACCUUCUAAAGGUGAUGGCCUUCUCCAGGAACUAUAAUGAACUUCUCUGGGCAUGGCAAGGUUGGAGGGACACUAUGGGCCAACAGCUGCGCCCCAUCUACACUCGGUUUGUGGAGCUCAGCAACAAGGCUGCCAGGCUCAAUGGUCACACAGAUACAGGGGCCUCCUGGAGACAGAUAUAUGAGUCACCCACCUUGGAACAAGACCUUGAGCAGCUCUAUCAGCAACUAGAACCACUCUACCUAAACCUGCAUGCUUAUGUGCGCCGAGCUCUUUACAAUUACUAUGGAUCUCAAUACAUUAACCUAAAGGGAUCCAUUCCUGCCCACCUACUGGGGAAUAUGUGGGGUCAGUCCUGGAUCAACAUAAUUGACCUAGUCAUACCCUUUCCUUUAUCCACCAGAAUAAACGUCACCAUGCUCAUGAAAAGCCAGCACUGGACACCCUAUAAGAUGUUUGAGGAGGCUGACAAAUUCUUCCAGUCUCUGGGGCUGUUCCCUGUUCUCCCUGAAUUCUGGGCCAAAUCAAUGUUGGAGAAGCCAGGGGAUGGAAGAGCAAUGUCGUGCCAAGCUUCUGCCUGGGACUUCUAUGAUGGAAAGGACUUCAGGAUAAAGCAGUGCACUGGGGUGAAUAUGGAAGAUCUGAUAUCCGUCUUCCAUGAGAUGGGCCAUAUCCAAUACUUCAUGCAGUACAAGAAUCUGCCCUUGCCACUCCGAGAUGGGGCCAACCCAGGCUUCCAUGAGGCCAUAGGGGAUGUGGCAGCCCUCUCUGUCUCCUCCCUCAAGUACCUUCACAACUCAGACCUGCUGAUCAAUGAAAUAGAGGACUAUGAAAGUGAAAUCAACUUCCUCAUGAGUAUAGCAUUGAAAAAGAUUGCCUUCAUCCCCUUCAGCUACCUGGUGGACCAGUUUCGUUGGAGAGUCUUUGAUGGCCGCAUCACCAAGCAAUUUUACAAUAAGAAAUGGUGGGACCUAAGGUUAAAAUAUCAGGGAUUGUGCCCACCAGUGCCAAGGUCAGAGGAAGACUUUGACCCAGGUUCUAAGUUCCAUAUUGCUGGCAAUGUGCCUUAUAUCAGAUAUUUUAUCAGCUUUGUGAUCCAGUUCCAAUUCCAUGAGGCCCUGUGCCAAGCCGCAGGCCACAAAGGCCCCCUACACACAUGUAAUAUAUACAGCUCCCAAGAAGCAGGAAAACUCCUGGGGGAUGUCAUGAAACUUGGAUUCAGUAAGCCAUGGCCAGAAGCAAUGAAGAUGAUUACUGGACAAUAUAACAUGUCAGCAAAACCUCUCAUGGAGUACUUUAAGCCCCUGCUUGACUGGCUCAUUGCAGAGAAUGUUCGUAAUGAAGAAGUCCUGGGUUGGCCUGAAUUUGGCUGCUUCAUCUAUGAUGAUGCAGAAAAAAAAGUGAGAAUCCUGCCUCUGAGUUUGAACUCCACCAACACAGUUGCUGGGCAGUGGCUGCUGCUGGCCAUGUGCCUACUACUAAUGCUGCUCAUAGCAAGUCUACUCUAUGAGGCUGUAGCGGAGCAAUACAGGACAUCUGACCCCGAUAAGGAAGGCACAUUUCCUGGGAUCCCUGGGAAAAUCCCGCAUGCUGUCAGGAGCCAGUACCUGCUUUUCAUCUUGAGUCUGUUUCUGCUGCUCUCUGUGGUGUUGCUCUCUGUCUGUGUCUUCUUCCUCAACUCCAAGAAACACUGGAAUUUCAGUUCCAAUAGGGAACAAAGUGAAAAGUAGGGGUCUUUGGCUUAGGAACAAAAGGCAGUCCCUGUGAUGUAGACUGUAUUUAUAUGGGGGGGGGUGUAAAGGGGUAAAUUGGGUGCAGAAGGUGGGGGGGUUAGAGAUACCAAGAAUAGAGGUUGUUUAGCUGGAUCUGUGUUUGUGACGAGGUAGCUCUGGGUAUGGGGAUGAUUGUGGAUGGCUACGAUUAUGUGUGCUCCUAUAUCACUACAGGCCUGUGGCUAGAUGUGCAGUUAUAGGUGUAAGUGACUGAUAGGGUGGCUGGAUAUGUAUGCUACAUGCCUGUGUAUGACUGUGAUAUGUUGUGGGUUCAAAUACAUCUGAAGUCUCUAAGAUUUAUCUCUUAGUCCCCUUUUGGGGGCUAAAGAACCUUUGCUCUAGUCAUCUAUCUCUAUCAUCAUAUGGUCUAUCCACCUUCCACCAAUCCUUAGGACUUGGGUCUUCAAGUCAGUCAUGUUUUGCAUUCUCUUGAACCCCUGGCAAUUGGCUGAAAGUGAGGGAAGGAGGGUAGUCCUAGUCGGAAAGGGUGCUGCUGAUACCCCAUUAAAAAUAAAUGUUACUUUAUUGGA
Messenger RNA from Monodelphis domestica (gray short-tailed opossum), 2904 nucleotides. Its product is annotated as angiotensin-converting enzyme-like. The record is from RefSeq and is a predicted model, not a curated record. Gene Ontology annotation, cellular component: plasma membrane. Gene Ontology annotation, biological process: positive regulation of systemic arterial blood pressure; proteolysis; regulation of systemic arterial blood pressure by renin-angiotensin. NCBI's taxonomy places the organism in Eukaryota, Metazoa, Chordata, Mammalia, Didelphimorphia, Didelphidae. Gene Ontology annotation, molecular function: peptidyl-dipeptidase activity; metallopeptidase activity.